Molecule: messenger RNA, 1436 nt
Organism: Ctenocephalides felis (cat flea)
Lineage: Eukaryota; Metazoa; Arthropoda; Insecta; Siphonaptera; Pulicidae
Product: probable chitinase 2
Exons: 9
Coding region: 1-1407 (468 amino acids)
Biological process (GO): chitin catabolic process; carbohydrate metabolic process
Cellular component (GO): extracellular region
Molecular function (GO): chitin binding; chitinase activity
Source: RefSeq, a predicted model, not a curated record
AUGGAUAAAAUGAGACAUUUGUAUGCGGCUUUUGUUGCCGUCGCAGUUUCCUGUUUGUUUCUGCAAAAUGUUGCCGCAAAAACAGGGCCAGAACACGGAAAGGUGGUAGUAUGUUACGUGGCGACAUGGGCAGUCUACAGACCCGGAUUAGGGUCCUACGCUUUAGAGGACAUCGAUUCGACCCUGUGCACUCAUUUAAUUUAUUCUUUUGCUGGUCUUAAUGCUACCACGGAUAGUCUCAAAUCUUUGGAUCCCUGGCAGGACCUGAAGGACGACUACGGCAAGGGCGGCUACGAGCGCAUCACAGCCCUCCGAGGAAGGGCGCCCCAUCUGAAGGUGUCUCUGGCUGUCGGAGGCUGGACAGAGGGCAGCGAAAAUUACUCGAAAAUGGCAGCUGAUCCUGACAGAAGGCGAAGGUUCAUACAUAGUGCUCUGGAAUUCAUCAAAAAAUACAAUUUUGAUGGUCUCGAUCUGGAUUGGGAAUUCCCCGGAAAGAGGGGCGGAGCCCCCGAAGACAAACGUAACUUUGUGCUCUUGGUUAAGGAACUGAGAGAAGAGUUCGACAAACGCGGCUACAUCCUGACGGCUGCCUUAGGAGCCUCCAGGGAAACCAUAGACUUGGCAUACGACAUCAAACAACUCAAAGGUUUAUUAGACUUCUUCCACCUCAUGUGCUACGACUACCAUGGAGCCUGGGACGGACGAGUUGGAGGCAACGCUCCAAUCAAAGGAGGUGAUCUGAGCAUCGAGACUACAGUGGAUUACCUUUUGCAAUUGGGUGCACCUCCAGAAAAACUGGUUUUGGGUAUACCGUUCUACGGUAGAACCUUCGUGGUGGAGCAACACUGGGACGCUUUAGACGGUUCUGAAGUGCCUUUGGGGUUGUCUGCAAAGAGUGCUGGUUUUAGGGGUCCUUAUACCAGGGAGGACGGAUUUAUGGGAUACAACGAGAUCUGUACAGCCCUCAACAACUCAACCGGAGGUUGGCAAAGUGGUUGGGACUCUGAAGGAUCCCAGGCAAUCGCCUGGACUAAGACAGGACCCGAAAACGAAACCCUACAUGUGGUCACUUAUGACAGCACGAGAUCCGUUGCCAAUAAAAUGAGGUUUCUGGUUCAGCGUAAGUUGGCAGGUGCAAUGAGCUGGUCGAUAGACACCGACGACUUCCACGGAAAUUGCCCAAACUCCGAAUAUGCAGAGACCUACAUGGACUACCACUACUACAGGCCAUCAGGCAAAAAUUCAGGAUCCAGAAAAUAUCCUUUAUUGAGGACCAUCAAUGAAGCUAUAACUGUAGCCCAGGAAGAACUCAGGAAGGAGGAGGAAAAUUUGAUACCAAAACAUGAUGAUGGUGACCAGGCACAACAAGUAGUGGUAAUACUUGUGCAGGAGUCGUUGGAUGUGUGAUGGUUUUGAUGAAUUUGGUGCUGAUGAUG